Messenger RNA from Pseudogymnoascus destructans, 886 nucleotides. RefSeq lists its product as uncharacterized. The record is from RefSeq and is a predicted model, not a curated record. Lineage: Eukaryota; Fungi; Ascomycota; Leotiomycetes; Thelebolales; Thelebolaceae. The transcript is spliced from 2 exons. The coding region runs from base 1 to 372 and encodes 123 amino acids.
AUGGAACUCAUAAAUAGGGCCCGCCUUCAAUUUGGAGGCGAGCUCUCUGCUGACCGAGCCCACGAGCUUCGGGCUGAAAAAGCCGAUCGUUUAGCCCAGAAGCUCCAGGCCAAAGAAGCCCGGAUAGCCCACCAGGCUAUCAACCGGGCCCGCAAACAGCUCCGUAGAGCUGGAAUUGAGGCCCGGAAGCAGGAACGCCUCCGGAGAAAGAGGGUGGCAUUCUACACUAAUGCCAGCCUCCCAAUUCCUCUAGAGUGGGAGGAUCUAAUUCCUGACCCGGAAGCCUCUGAAAGUGAGGGCGAGGAGGAGUAUGAGAUUGCGGGCGAGUGUGGGAGCGAGCGUGGGAGUCAAAGUGAUAAUUCAAUAGAGUAGGCAGAUUAUAUACCUUUACAUACAAAUUACUAUGGGCUAGUACUUAGUCUCGAAAUCGUGAGUUGGCGCAACUUGCUUCCUCUCGUGUGAAGUGGCGCAUGUUGCUUACUCGAGUUUGGUCACGACGAUUAAGUCUUCCAAGCGCCGGAAUCUGUUGAGUAAUCAAAUGUAUGUAUUCCUGCCUAUGUAACCUAUACUGUGAUUUACUGAUAAUCUGUACGGAGGAGGGCUAAAUAUACCACAGGUAAGAGAUUGACCUGUGGAUUUGUGUGUGUGUGUGUGCCUCCCCCGUGGAGCACUGGGCGGCAUGGGCCAGCCAGCGAGUUCUAGAUGCCGGAGAGUGAUGUACUCCGUACAGAGGUGUUGUUCAAAAGUUUUGUUGGUGGAUCCGGCCAGGGCCCCCUGCGUAGGCUGGCUUGGCAAUUCUGGCCGAAGUACCGAUUCUCAUACGACGCGAUGACUCGAGAAUGAGAGUGAUGAAUUCUGUAGAAUAAAGAGUAUAAUAGCUACCUAA